Vicugna pacos (alpaca) is the source of this 1047-nucleotide messenger RNA. Lineage: Eukaryota; Metazoa; Chordata; Mammalia; Artiodactyla; Camelidae. The record is from RefSeq and is a predicted model, not a curated record.
AACGGGACGCUCCUUCCCAGACCGGGCCGCUCCUUCCAGACCGGGGCGCUCCUUCGCAGUCCGGGUCGUUCCUUCGCAGUCUGGGUCGCUCCUUCGCAGACCGGGUCGCUCCUUCCGAGACCGGGACGCUCCUUCCGAGACGCGGACGCUCCUUCCCAGACCGGGUCGCACCUUCCCAGACCUGGGCGCUCCUUCCCAGAACGGACGCUCUUUCCCAGACCGGACGGUGUUUCCCAGACUGGGACGCUCCUUCCCAGACGGGGACGCUCCUUCCCAGAACGGACGCUCCUUCCCAGACCUGGUCGCUCUUUCCCAGACGGGACGCUCCUUCCCAGACCGGACGCUCCUCCCCAGAACCGGACGCUCCUCCCCAGAACCGGACCCUCCUUCCCAGACGGGGACGCUCCUUCCCUGACCGGGACGCUCCUACCCAGACCGGGGCGCUCCUUCGCAGACCGGGGCGCUCCUUCCCAGACCGGACGCUCUUUCCCAGACCGGACGGUCUUUCCCAGAACGGGACGCUCCUACCCAGACCGGACGCUCCUCCCCAGACCGGGUCGCUCCUUCUCAGUCCGGGAUGCUCCUUCUCAGACGGGGACGCUCCUUCCCAGACCGGACGCUCCUUCCCAGAUAGGGACUCUCCUUGGCAGACCGGGACGUUCCUUCCCAGACCCGGACGCUCCCUUGCUUAAGCAGGCUAAGUGCACUGGGUUUGCUGCAGCAGAGACAGCUCUUCGAUGGUCUUUUUGGUUAGUUUCAACAAUUUGGAGGUCCUGCCUAGACUCUGUUGAGAUCCCCUUCUCCACACACAAUGUGGUGAUAAGGAGCACAUCUGAGAAUCCUUGGGUCUGCACUCCUUUAAAGCCACUUGCCAAAAAUGAUGAGGGGCACCAUGACCUGACCCACGUAGAGGGCUGCAAGAACAAAGGAUUCAGACACAAAGAAGUCUGCAACAACCAAUCAGAUCUGCUCCCCCUUUUUAGCAGACAAGGAGCCUGAAUUCUGGCUUUGGGAAGAUGGUUCUCCAGGACAUCAGUCUGCCAUCUU